GCAAAGUCAAAGAUGAAAAAAGGAGCUGGAACCUCAUCCACGCCCAUAAAUAUACCUAGUACCGCCACUACUCAUUCAGGUGCUGGGAAAGAUGGAGCACGCCAUGGUGGAGGCAGUGAUGUGGAGGCUGCUUCGGUGACCGCAGUGGCAUCUCCUCUGUCAUUUGACGGUGAUAGCAGACACUCGGCGAGUCCACUUCCAUCUUCUGGCGAGAAUCAAAAGGGUUUAUUUGCUUCCCCACAAAUGCAUCCCAGUAAAAACACUCUUGCUGAGCGGAGCAAUUGGAUGGGGCGUGAAGGAGGAGAUUCAGACAAAAGUUGACUUCUUCUCAGUCAACAGCAUCGAACUGAUUGUUGUAGAAUGUACAUCCAUGUGCAUAUUUUAGACUGGUAUUGUGUAAUCUGAAUCAAUUACGUUUUUUUCCCCUAAGCUCUUGCAAUGAAUUACAGUAAAAUACUACGAUAAACAUUAUCCUUAAUUGGAUCUUUUUUCUUCUA
Messenger RNA from Corylus avellana, 497 nucleotides. The record is from RefSeq and is a predicted model, not a curated record. NCBI's taxonomy places the organism in Eukaryota, Viridiplantae, Streptophyta, Magnoliopsida, Fagales, Betulaceae.